Diaporthe amygdali is the source of this 10440-nucleotide messenger RNA. RefSeq lists its product as uncharacterized. Bases 1 to 10440 code for a protein of 3479 amino acids. Gene Ontology annotation, molecular function: catalytic activity. The transcript has a single exon. The record is from RefSeq and is a predicted model, not a curated record. NCBI's taxonomy places the organism in Eukaryota, Fungi, Ascomycota, Sordariomycetes, Diaporthales, Diaporthaceae.
AUGGCAGAAGACCGGUCAAAAGCCAAGCGCAGCUCCCUACCCCGGAUCGAUACCGUUUCCCUAUCUACCAGGCAGCCGGAGCAGCAGGCCGGCAUCGCAAACGACGACAACCAGCAACAACAGACUCGUCCCCACACGCUGGAGGACCGCAUUCUCACCUCCGUGGCUAGCUCCCUUUCAUUGUCUCCGGACAAGCUCCGCGAAUCCUUGUUGUCCGGUCGUUCUGGGGAUCAGGAGUCAGCUGCGACCAAUGGGGGCACGCCAUUUGCCAGGGCUUUCGCGGAGGAAGAUGUUACCAUCCAAACCAAAGUAAUAGCCGGCUCCAAGACGCUUGCUGAUGUUGAGACUCGCGUGAUGCCGUACUCUGCACAUUCCUUGCAUGGGUCACUUGUUCAGCCUGACGAAGACAACGACCACGACUCCUCGUCGGAAGAUGAGGAAAGCGAAGGAGCUGAGGUUGACGUUCGCUCGGCAUCCGUCAUGAUCGCACCCGAGAAAAUACAUCGGGCCAGCCGCAUGGAUUCGAAUCGACUACGACCCAAAAGACAGGAAGUCAAAGGACACUCGCGAAAUGCAAGUGCCACAUCAGCCACUCCAGUAAUCCAUCUUGACAAUCCCAGUGAGGUCGAGCUCUUCCUUGGUUCCGAGAAUGCCGUAUCAAAAGUAGUAGUUUUGAAGCCAAGGGCCGGUCUCUUUGAUGAGAAACUGGUCGCUUGCCUGACACUCAGCAGCAUCCCUCCCCGGGAACCGGACUCCCCCAAGGUCGAGCUCGUUUCUCCAUCGCAGAUGUUCUUUGCCGGUUCUCAGAUAGCAACUAUCAAACAUAAUCUCAGAACAUUACCAACCGUCGAGGCAAAGGCCAUACCAGAAGUGUGGGUACCACUGGACGACCUACCUUCUGUGCCCGAGACUGGCGAGAUCGACCGCAGGAAACUCCGCACGUGGGUGCAGAAUGCCAACCAGGAUAUCUACGAGAAGGUCAUGGGCCUGUGCACCGAUCAACCCUUGCAACCACCAGUGACCGAGAUGGAGAAGAGUAUACAGAAGCUGGUCGCCAGGGUAUUACAGGUACCUCCAGAUCAGGUCGGCAUGAACUUCACCUUUGCACAGUUCGGGGGCGACGAGGUGACCGCCAUGGCGCUCGUCACAAACUCGAGAGUUGAGUCGAUAUUCUUGGAGAGCCAUGAGAUCCUGCAAUCGAACAACACGCUUGCCCACCUUGCUUCCCUGGCUACCCAACGAGGUGGGCUGGCGCAUAAGUGGGCUGCCGAAGGAGAAGAGAAAAUCGCCGUCGAUGGCGAGGAUAGCUCACCAUUCCAUUACUUUGAACUCUCGCCCAUGCAGAAGCUAUACUUCAACACCAGAAUGGGCAGCGACUCGGUCAGCCGCGCUGCCGGUGACGGCAGCUACCGCUUCAACCAGUCUCUUCUACUACGUGUGGCAAAGUACUUCUCCGUGCAGGAUAUUUCAGCUGCUACCGACGCGGUAGUAGGCCACCACUCCAUGCUGAGAGCAAGAUUCUCCCGCGUCCGCAAUGAGUGGAUCCAGCGAAUAUUACCUGAAGUUGACAGCUCAUAUUCCUUUACGCACUACACCAUCAGCACGAACGAGCAGCUUGAGUCCGCGGUCCACCAGGUUCAAAUAUCACUCAAUAUUGAAGAUGGGCCUGUCUUCGCUGUGGCACACUUCUCCACUGCGGACGGGCACCAAAUGGUGUACCUCGCCGCACAUCACCUUGUCGUGGAUCUGGUGUCGUGGCGGCUGAUCAUUCGGGACCUGGACGAGCUCCUACAGAGCGGCAGCCUAUUGUCUCAAAGGUCGAUGCCAUUCCAAAAGUGGACAGAACUGCAGAGACUCGACGCACAGAUACCCUCGGGUGGCUUGCCUUUCGACAUCAGCCCGGGAGACUUGGAAUAUUGGGGGUUGUCUGAUUCGCCGAACACCUACGGGGAUGCCAACGAGGCCAGUUUCUCUCUGACUGCGGAGCUGACGUCCAUUCUGGAGACGACGUGCAGUCAAGUACUGCAGACGGAUGCGAUUGAUAUCUACGUUGCUGCACUGAUGCUCUCAUUUGCCCAAACAUUCCCUGACAGGAAUGUACCAGACGUGUGGAACCAAGAGCACGGCCGCGACUUGUGGAGUAACGAUAUUGACAUCAGUGAGACGGUUGGGUGGUUUACCACACUAUGCCCCCUGAACCAGCAGAUAUCCCCAUCUAGCGACUUCAUAGACAUUCUACGGCGCAUGAAGGAUACACGAAGAGCGGUGCCGCACAGAGGUGCACAUUACUUCGCUAGCAAAUUUUUUCCCCGCGAUAACCAAUCCACCACUGAGCUCGACCGCCCACGGUCUCCCAAUUUUCUACAGAUUGCGACACACGAUUGGCCCAUUGAAAUUCUUUUCAGCUAUGCCGGAAGCCUACAAAAUCUUGGUAAAGACCCGUUGAGUGGCGAUGGUAUUCUCGAGCAGAUGAUCCUUCCCGGACGCACGCUUGAUUCGCCAACCUCCGACAUUGGCCCUGCUGUGGGACGCAUCGCUCUUUUCGAAGUGAAUACCACUAUCGAUCAGGGUGCUGCGAAGAUCAAGUUUCUGUACAACCGAAAUUCCCUUCACGCAGAGAGGAUCACCGCCUGGAUCAACAACUACGAGCAUCUUCUCCUCGAGGCCAUUGGCCGUCUCCGCUUUCACGAGCCAGAGCUCACGCUGGCUGACAUUCCGCAAUUAUGGGCCACAGGUGUCACAUACGAGGGCUUGGACAGACUGAAUCGAGUCAUUGUUGCAGAUUUGGGAUUGAGCAGCGUGAAGGACAUCGAAGCUGUGUACCCACUGACACCGGUGCAGCAAAGUGUCCUGGUAUCCCAAGACCGACAAAUGCGCUUCCAUGCCGGAGUAAAUGGUGGUAACGAUAAUUACAGCUAUGUGCCUAACCCGAGCAACAACGGAAAUGCGAACGCCUGUCACAUUCACACGAUGUACGAGUGUGCAAGCUCAGAUGGCGCACCGGUCGACCUGGAACGGAUCUGCGCUGCAUGGGGUCAAGUGGUCGCCCGGUAUCCAGCGCUCAGGACCGUGUUCAUUGACAGCGUUGCGGAGAAUGGGCUCUAUAACGCCGUGGUAUUGAGACGAUCGAGCCCUAACAUGCUAUUCCUUGACGCUACGCCUAGCGAAGACCCGGUCGACACUCUGAACAAUCUUCCUCCGCUCACGGCCUGCCCUGCGCUGAAGAGUGUACCACGACACCGUCUCACCGUGUGCCACUCGCCCAUGAAGACUGUCAUCAAGCUAGAUGUCUCUGCGGCACUGUGUGACAUGAUGAGCGUGAAUGGGCUGAUUGCUGACCUGAGAAGGGGCUACGCCACAGGACGCGCAUUACCAGUCACUAGUGGUGAUGCUUCGGUAUUCUCAUACUCCGGCUAUAUCGACAUCCUGCGCGGCUUAGAUCGGGAAAGAAGUAUCGGAUGGUGGCGAGAUACGUUGGCAAAUGUUACCCAGCCAUGCCUUUUCCCGAGGCUGGACUUCUACUAUGGCGGUGCAAACAAGGAUGCAACGUCCUCUCGACGAUACGACAACGUCCAUGUAGAAAUCAACGAUGUUCCGUAUUUCAAAGUUGCGGAGUUCGGGAGGGCGAACAAGACGACCACCGGCGCGAUUCUCAGGCUGGCAUGGGGCUUGGUUCUGCGAACUGUCACUGGCACUAGCUCUGUGUGCUUUGGCUACAGGGCACCCGGACGAUCUGCUACAUUAGAGGGGAUGAGGGCUGCGGUGGGAUGUUUCGCGAACACUAUCGCUGUGGCUUUUGAUCUGUCGCCUUUCAAGCCCCUGGCCAUUGUUUUAAAGCAGAUCGAAGACAUCUACAACGCCGCUUUGCCACACCAGCACAUCACCAUGGCCGAGGUCCGACACGCGCUCGCAAGCGGAAAGAAGGGAGUCGCUGUGGACGUUCAGCUUUUCAACACUGUCCUUGCGUUCACAGAAGAAUCGGCCGAUCUGAACAGUCGUCUUGGUUCCCGGACGAACUUCGAGUUACGAAAUGUGCUGAACCACGAGACCAGUGAUUACGACCUGACCAUCAACACCCGCUUUAGCAACGCCACUGGAAAACUGGUUGUCGAUGUUGGACACUCAAUCCUUUCCGAGGCCCAGGCGCACAACAUCGCCAACACUUUUGGCAGAGCCGUCAGCGCCAUCAUCAAGUGUACGGUGCCAUCUGCGCACAUCGGAUCCCUUGACCUGUUUUCUGACCGCGAUUACGCUCAAAUCGUCAAAUGGACUACCCCUGCCGAUAAAGACAACCAGAACCAGCAGCGGACGUUGUUGCACGAGCUAGUGUUUGCGCAGAGUAUCACGCGCCCAGAGUCAAAAGCAAUUUGUGCCCAUGAUGGCGACCUCACUUACCUUCAGGUCGAAGUUCUCUCCCACAGACUGGCACACGUGCUCCUUGAAGCAGGCGUUGUACCCAAAGGAAACACCAAAGCGGCCAUCCCAGUGAUUCUCGACAAGUCAAAAUGGGGUCCCAUCGCCCUUCUUGCUGUUUUGAAGGUUGGUGCGGCUUUUGUUCCAGUGGAUGCUGACGAAAUGGGUUUCGUUGCCAAGAUUGCGGAGCAACUGGGUUCGAGCUGCAGAGUUGCCGUUGCCUGCACAUCCGCUGCCGACGCCCUUGACAACUUCACAGAGCCAGCACCUCUGUUCGACCGCGUGGUUCGCCUCGAUGAUGCGCUUAUGAAGCGGCUGGAGCGAGAGGCGCCUGUGCCGGGACAGCUCCUUCCGCCUAGCAAACCUGAGGAUGUGGCUUGUGUCUUCUUCACACCUACUUCUUCUAGAUCAGUGCGCGGUAUCAGCUUCACUCAUGCAUCUUUAUCGACUGCCUUCAUCGGACAAGGACCUGCUGCGGGAAUUAACAACACGACGCGUGUGCUGCAGCUGUCAAGCUUCAACGUCGAUGUCGCUCUGGCUGAAAUCUUCACGACACUUGUCAGCGGCGGUACCAUUUGCAUCCCGACCUCGAGAGACAGGUACAAUGACUACACUGGCUGCGUGUCAAGGUUUAGCGCAACAUGGAGUUACAUGACGCCUUUGCUAGCCCGAAAGCUCAACGUUGAUCUUCUGCCAAGCCUCAAGACUGUGUGCUUCCGCACGCGCGGGCUCGAUGAAGAUACGUACGCUCCUUGGCGCGGAAGGAAGAGGGUCGUCAUGGCGUACGGUGCACCAGAUGUCUGCCCAUUGGGAAUUUCCUUCCUGGAGAUUCAUGGCCCACAUCACUUGAAGGCCAUCGGACGACCGAUCGCAGGGUCGGCGUGGAUCGUUUCUGGGGAGGAUCACAGAAACCUCAUGCCCGUUGGAGCUGUCGGAGAAAUGGUAAUCGAGGGACCAACGCUGGGUAGGACGUUCCGGCGGUCGUACCUAAACGGUGAUCACGAGGACUCUCGAGAUGUGGCCGAAACCCCGGUGUCUCCCGAGAGCCGAAGCCCCUUCUCCGCCGCAAAUGCACAAGGUCACAGUCGUCAUCGAAGUCUCGAUGACGCUGUUGCGUCGGACGAACAGAAGGAAAGCAAAAAGCGCUAUUACAAGACCGGCCACAGCGUGCGAUACAUUGAAGGCGGACUCAUGGAAUACGUCUCAUCCAAGCGUGACGAUCUUGAGAUCAAUGGACGCGUGGUCAAUCUUGCCGAGCUGGAGCAGCAGAUUCGUCGGGCGCUUGGACAGGGGGUCGAUGUGAUGGUUGAGGCACUUGCUUUCAAGGGCGAACGAAGCAGAUCCCCGACGCUCGCGGCGUUUCUCGAGCUGGGAGGCGAUGCGAACGCGUCCCUCGGUCAACACAGUCUUGAUCUGUCGAACCUUUCCCCUGAGAUCAAGCAUCGGAUCUACAUCUCCAGACAACUUGUUGAAAAGACCCUGUCUGGUGUCGUGCCCGACUUCAUGAUCCCCAAAAUCUUCAUCCCCGUCCGACACCUCCCAACGACGUACUCGCUCAAGGUCAACCGCCGUAAGCUGCAGAAGGUCAUCAAAGGCCUGUCCAGAGAGCAGCUGCUUGAGCUCGGAACAGUGGAGAGUCCCAAGCGGGCGGCGAGUAUCAAUGGCUUAAGGACAAUGCCAUUGAAUGAUCUGGCGGAUAAGGUUAGGGCUAUAUGGGCCAAUGUCCUAGGCGUUGACCAGAGCGCAAUCGAUACCGCCAAUGGAUUCAUCAAAUCAGGUGGAGAUGAGAUUUCGGCCGCCGAAGUCGUGGUUCAGUGCAGGAAAGAAGGCGCUGCGGUUUUUAUCUCCGACCUCUUGAGUGAUGUCCCGCUGGCUGAGAUCUGCGUGGCCGGCAACCGCUUUGAACUUCCCGCUGGAGAGGUAAGCGCCUCUGCUGGAGACAACUCAUCCAUUGAACAGGCCGCAGAUGAGUCUGCCGAGCCAGAGGACUAUGACGAGACGAGCAGCCCCAACGCAGCGACGGCCCCGGCUCCCCAGGUCAUCGAGAAGAGCUUCAUUGAGAGUACACUCGCGCCGAAGCUCGGAAUCGAACCUACCCUGAUCAGGGACGUUGCCGAAGCGACAUCAACACAGAUCCGUCAUAUCGAGACCGCCAUGAUCACCCAAGGCCCCCAAAGGUCGUCAUCAGUCUCGCAUGGCCAGGGCCUAGCAAGCAUCAACUACUUCAUCUUCCACUUCACAGCCGCCAGCUCAACCACCUCGGUGUCUGCUCGCCGGAUUGAAGAGGUCUGCCAGAUUCUGGCUUCUGUGCACCCCAUUCUUCGUACAGCAUUCGUCCCACACGUCGAGGGACAGACAAGAAAAGUGUACCAGACAGUACUCAAGAACCACAGUGUUGACUUCAAAAGUAUUCCACGCGUGCAGAGCUGGCGCUUGAAUGCAGCUGUUGAGAAGGAGAUCAAGCGCGACCGUGAGAAGCUGCAGAGCAGGAAUCAGCUGGACUUGUUUGCGAGGCCGAUCACGAAGUUCAUCUUUCUGGAUGCAGGAAAGACAAGCACUCUUGUGAUGAGGUUGUCAAGGGCCCAGUACGACGAUGUAUCGAUUGGUUUGCUUGUCAAAGACCUGAAGAAGCUGUACGACGGCGGACAAAACCCUCCUCGUCGACCGGGAUUCGCGGACUUCGUCCGGGAAGCAGCACUUGCUAACGUUGACGGCGAGGCGGAAAGGUACUGGCGCGGACUUUUGGAAGGUGCACAGCCAACCUGCGUUGUGCGGCAUCCCAAGCCGCCGAAGAUGAGUACUGGGGUCCGCACACUGCGAGAAACGGUGCCUGUCAGCUCCACUGCCAUGGGUGGUCUCGGCAUUGAGUUCGACACGGUGCUUAAGGCUGCGUGGGGAAUGGUCCUCGCCAGCAUUUCAGGCACUCCAGACGUCGUGUUUGGCGAGGUCGUUGAAGGCUGUCACUCACGACUGCAGCACCAUCUCGGCCCCUCAAGCGUCAACCGCGGCGGUGUCCUCGGUCCCACGUCAACCAUCCUGCCAGUGCGCGUCCGCUUUGCCGAUGCUCCAACGAGCCCGAUGAAUUUGCUCAAAUGUAUCGCCGAGCAAAGGUCGUCCGGCGUGCCAUAUGAGAACUUCGGCAUGUUGGACAUAAUUGAAAAGUGUACUCCAUGGCCAUAUUGGACGCGACUGAGUACCGUCGUACAGCACCGGACGGAUCCCGAGGCAGUAUUUGUGGAUGAUGGAAAGACGAAGAGUUUCCGGCUUGGUGCGGCGCUUUGCAGGGUCAGUGUGGUGGAGAGUGAAGCCAUUGAUGUGGCGGACUUCGUUGUGAAGAGUGUGAUCGUGAAGAAGAAGGUACCUGCAGGCGCUGCCAGCAGUAAUGCAGGUGGGAAGCUGCCAGCAGGGACAAGUUGGAGAGAGGAGGAGGAGGAGCUGGAGGUUACGGUAUCUUUCCCCGAACAGUCGGUUCCCGCCACGCUCGCCCAGGAGGUUCUGAAUAAGGUUUGUGGCUACGUUGGCAUGUUGACAGGCUUCAGCAUCAUGCAGUCCGUUGUGCCGACCGCGGCUCAAUACUCGACUCUGACGAAGCAGAUCCCGCUCUCGCUCCCGGUAUUUGCGAACAGCCCCACGUCUGCGACUUUUGGUCACGGAGUCCAAUUUUCGAAUCCUUUCGGUAGCGGUGGGGCUACUGGUGUCAACUUUUCCCAGCUCGAGGGCAAGAUGUCACCCGACCAGACAGCGACGAUCCAAUCCAUCAUCGAAGAUGCUUGGCGCAGCACACUUGACCCUCGCACGCUCGGCGUGCCUGAGGAACAUGUCACAUCUGCCGCAUUCUACGAUCUGUGGGGCUCACUGAUACCUGCCGCACAAUUGUCUGACUUCCUGACCGAGACGAUUCCCGAACGACUUGUCGGCGAUCUGACGAACAACGUCUUCGGAGGCAACCUGGAUGGAUUCUGCAUCACCAUGCAGGAGAUCGUGAAUCACCCAACCAUGCUUGGCCAGUUUGAGCUGGUCGUGCGCAAGAUCUUUGGCGGCGAAGGCCGCGACAGGUCCGGCAGCUUCAAGGGCAGCACGAGAACCAACAGCCUGCAGCACUCGGUGAGGAAGAGUAACAGUUUGACCAACGUGGCAAACGCGGCCGGGGCUGUGCGCAAGAGCAGUAGCAACAGCAGUCUUGGACCAGGACACCUCAACCGCGCAGGGACAGUUAGCACGUACGAGCCAUCGAAACUAGGUCACAGCAGGACGCGGAGCGACUCGACAACAAAUACGGCGGUGACGAGUUCAUCCGCGGGAUCACCUGCGGCAGCAUCAAGUUCUAUGUUCCCGAGCCAUCCAGCUGUGCAUCCGCCUGUCUCUCAACGCGGUGUCCAACCUGUUCAGCGCCAACACAAUCGGAGCAAUAGCAAUGCAAGCAACACCACUCACACGACCGCUCUGACGGAUUUAGCCAGUACCGCACCGGGAAGCAGCAGCGGCAGUGUAGUCACAGCACCGACCAGUGUCAGCAACACUCCUCCUUUGAGCAUUACAAGCCCCGGGUCGUCGAACCCGAGCGAGCUUCAAGGAUCUGCUGUACACGCCCUGCGACUCAAGCGCUCGAAUAAGAGUCUCAAAUCUAGCCAACCCGAGUCUCCGGUCCUUGGUGUCAACAUGAUGGCAAGCCCGCCACUGGUUCAAGCUGGUUUCUCAGCAACUCGAAAGAAGAGCAAUCUCGGCCUGGGAGCUAGUCUGCGACGAGUGGCAAGCACGCUGAGGCCGGGAAGUUCAGGUGGGCACAGCAGGGAAAACAGCAAGGAGAACAUUCUCUCGCGCUCCAACACCAACCUGCGGUCACCCGGGCUCCCGCCGCCGCCCCCUAUCCCUCGCCCGAGCCUGAAAUCGGCUGGGAGAUCAACUUCAUCUGGGAGCGAUAUGAGCAAGGACGUGCCGCUCCCACCAGUGUCUCCGUGGCUGAGAGUGCAGAGCAUGGCGCCUCAGUUGCCACCGUUUCCUCCCUUCACACCCGUCACGGAGGAUACCUUUUCAAUGAACGGAAGUGCCCGUGCCAGUCCGGAUAUGAGUCUGGGACAGAGCAGUGUAGGGACCUCGCCGGACCUAAGUAUUGAAGAAGCAGCCGAGCCGCAAAGCGAUGAGAGCGGAGACACCAUCGUAGAACCGAAGGCAGCCAGGAACAGCCAAGGCACGCAACCGGACGGGCAGCUCUCGCGGGCGGGGUCGUGUGGGUCGAUGACGGAGGGCUCGAGCGCAGAGGACGUGGAUGAGCACAUCGACGACCACCAAGAAGCCGAGAACGAGGAAGAGAGCACACUCCGACCCCACCAGGCUCAGAACCUGAAAUACCUGUACAGCACAGGCCUGCAACCACCGGUGCAGCUCGAGCAGCCGCAGCCCGAGGACCACCGCCAGUCCCAGCAGUCCACCAAGUCGAGCCCUUACAGGGAGACAUUCUACAUGGAGGAGGACGAGGAGACGGAUGAGGAGGACGUGACGGAAGUGGAGGCGGAGCGCAGCGAGGAGCCGAACGAUUCGCAGUACGACUCAUACGAGGAGUUCGAGGACGUGCCCGAGACGCCGCGGCAGCCUUCUUCACGGCCCAUCACCAUGAUCCACUCGCCGCUGACGAACAAUACCAAGGGGGACGGCCACCAUGAUAUCCCCCCGCAGCCACCAAUGCCGGACUCGAUCCCGCAGAAAAAGCAGCAGCAACAACAGGACCCUCCCACCAUCAACGAGCCAAAAGCGGAAGGAGCUGCAGCAAGCGGCACGGACGUGAUGGACUUUGCGGCCAUCGAGGCGGCCGAGAUGGACGACAUGGUGUCACCGCUGACGCCAGUGGAGCGUGCCAUGCUGUACAAGCAGCAGGCGAUGGGAGGCCGCGGCGGCCACCACCGAUCUGGCGGCGGGCGGAUGAGCAACAGCGGCAACAACAUCAGCCCGCUUACGCCGGGGUAUGGCGUCCCGCAGCAGCAGGCACAGGCUACUGCGCAGGGGAUGAUGGGCGGGUUCCAUGCGAUGUGA